AUGAAGGGGUUAUUAGGCAUUCUAUUCCUAUGUAUAAGUGUGGUAUCGCUAGUUAUCGAUAAGCAUGCAUUAAUGGAUAAAUUAACUGUGCAAGAAAUCAAUUUCUUAUACCGUGAUCCGCUAAUCACACAUAAAGUACAUAUUGAAAUCACCAAACUUGCAAAGCGGAAGAACAAGGAUGGGGUUAAACCUGUUGUUAUCGGGGAAAUACACGCUGGUCUCUUUGGUUAUACCGUGCCGUUCACUGUAAAUAAUUUUAUCCAGUUGGCAAACAAAACGAAUGGGUACGGAUAUGAUGAUAAGACAUUAUUCCACCGUGUAAUCAAGGAUUUUAUGAUUCAAACGGGAGACUAUCAGUUUGGGGAAGGGUAUGGAGGACAUUCCGUUUACAAUAAUAAGGGAAGGUUUAGAGAUGAGAAUUUUAAAUUGAAGCAUAAUAAGCAAGGACGGAUGUCUAUGGCCAAUGGGGGUCCUAAUACCAACGGAGGACAGUUUUUCAUUACAACAAAAGACGAAUGUUCGUGGUUGGACGGGAAACACGUUGUAUUUGGCCAGAUAAUUAACGGAUUUGACACGUUGGAUCUCCUCAAUAGUGCUCGAACAGACAAGAAUGACAGACCCAAAGAAGAAUACGUGAUGUCUAAAAUAACAAUAGAAACCUUAGACGAAGAUUAUCUUAGCACUGUAGAUUUGUCCAGAGUUAAUGAUAUCGGGUAUGAUAUCAUGGUUGGGGAAACAUCACUGAGUUAUACGUAUAUUUCUCUCUUUUUGCUCUGUGCGGCACUCGGAAUGCUUUAUAGAAGAUGGCAUUACAGAAGACAAGCUUUCUCUGAUAUGAAGGAUCCUGAUUUUUACUAA
Molecule: messenger RNA, 858 nt
Organism: Debaryomyces hansenii CBS767
Lineage: Eukaryota; Fungi; Ascomycota; Pichiomycetes; Serinales; Debaryomycetaceae
Exons: 1
Coding region: 1-858 (285 amino acids)
Biological process (GO): protein peptidyl-prolyl isomerization
Molecular function (GO): peptidyl-prolyl cis-trans isomerase activity
Source: RefSeq, a predicted model, not a curated record